AUGAAAGAUAUUCGUCUAAAGGACCUUCCAACAUGUUUCCAAACUACUAAUCCAAAUGAUGAAAUAUUUAACUUAGCCAUGGAAUCGGCAGAGAGUGCUUCUCAAGCUUCAGCAAUUGGUCUUCAUACUUUCAAUGCGUUGGAACAAGAUCUUUUGGAUGCUCUCUCAUCUAUGUUUCAAAAUGUUUACACCAUUGGUCCUUUACAGUUACUUCUAAACCAACAAGUAUCACCAGACUUGGAGCGUCUUGGAUACAAUUUGUGGAAAGAAGAACCAAAGUGUCUCCAAUGGCUUGAUUCCAAAGAACCUAGCUCCGUUAUUUAUGUCAAUUUUGGAAGUGUAACAGUCAUGCCCCUGCAACACUUGAUAGAGUUUGCUUGGGGACUAGCCAAUAGCAACCAUUACUUCCUGUGGGUAAUUAGGCCUGAUUUGGUGAUUGGAGAGUCGGUUAUUCUGGCACAGGAAUUCGAGGCAGACACUAAAGAAAGGGGAUUGAUAGCAGGGUGGUGCCCGCAAGAGGAAGUCCUGAACCACCCAUCAGUUGGAGUGUUCUUAACACACAGUGGAUGGAACUCAACUAUUGAGAGCUUGACGGCGGGGGUGCCCAUGAUGUGUUGGCCAUUUUUUGCAGAUCAGCGGGUGCUGGGGCAGAAGCUGCUGCGGCAACACAACUUGCCUCCAGGUCUUUUUUCACAGAACAUAACAUGCUACGAAUUUGAUGAGCCAAAGUCCAAGCUGACUGUAUACUUGCCCUCUGCGAACAUAGAAGGAAUGAAGACCAAGGUCUGGGUAUGGGUCAAGGUCACAAAUGUGGCAGUUGAGGGCUCCAAAUCGGAUAAGGUGAAGAGGUUGCAUCUCGUAGGCUGUGCUUGGUCUGUCAUUAUGCCAAGUGGUAGCAGUUGGUGGGAAGUUAGCAGAUUUGCUCUUAGAAGUCUGGCAGAUGGACUUGGAGCAGAUUUGGCAUGUAUGCAGUUGAUUGCCAGAGUGGAGGUAACCAGCUUUCGGGUCUUGCAAUGCAGUGCAGAGGCCCUGCGUGGUUCUGGUAUGAACAACGACGAUGAUGACGCCACACGGAUGAAUCAAAUGUUAGAGGAUGUCGCAGCUCUCGCAAUACAGUGGUAG
This is a messenger RNA of Camellia sinensis, 1122 nucleotides long. The record is from RefSeq and is a predicted model, not a curated record. Lineage: Eukaryota; Viridiplantae; Streptophyta; Magnoliopsida; Ericales; Theaceae.